Molecule: messenger RNA, 2266 nt
Organism: Cryptococcus deneoformans JEC21
Lineage: Eukaryota; Fungi; Basidiomycota; Tremellomycetes; Tremellales; Cryptococcaceae
Exons: 4
Coding region: 335-2137 (600 amino acids)
Source: RefSeq, a predicted model, not a curated record
AUGACUCCCCCUGCUCAUGUCGAAUGUUGUUGCGUCAAGGCAACAACGGUACUUCCACCGAUACCCCAUUUCUGAGUUCUCAGACUGCAUGCCCGUCAUGUUAAGGGCCUAAGUUGAAGUGUGGCGAAUGACGAUACGGUCGAGGAGUUGAGACGUUUAUAGUAUUGCUUCGCUGUUUCCGGCAUGAGGCGUUUGACAUCUCAUCAAAGUCCGGUUGUCCCAGCAUUCAACAACGUGUGAUGAGCUUGUACUGAGUUCCAAAACCCGGUGACAUAAUAAUUUUAACUGUCUGCUCUUUGACUUAGAAUAGUACGGUAAUAUUCUUCCUGCCAUCAUGGUUCUUGCCCAUAUAACUUUCAAGAAGGGCGAGAAGGAAAGAGAUAAACCCUCUGUUGUCCAGUCACCUACUUCAAUAGCAGUGCCAAAUCAUCAGUCAACCCCAUCGACAUCGUCCACUGUUGGUUCGCCGACUUCCAAAUAUCAUCCGUCAUGGCUUCUUCGGCGCAAACCGAGUAUCAGCUCCAGAAGGACAGAUGCACAAGAUAAUCCUUUGAGCGACACCGAGUCGCCACCUACUGCCAGCAGCUCCAGCUCUUUUAACGUCCAGUUAGGAUUCUCUCCGAAAAGAUGUGCUAGUGAACUCGAGAAAGAGUCGGAGAGCAGCAGCAGUCAAAAGGAUUGGGCCAGAAUACUUCGUAGUAGAUCUACUAGUGAGAGUCGAUCCCGCGACGGCAAUCCUGGUGACAGACCUUCAUCGUCAUCCAAAAAAGCAGGUUGGAGUUAUUCGAGACAGAUGCAUGAUGGAGACGCCAGUGCACGAGUGCCGACUCCGUCCGAGGCCAUGGAGAAUGUCCUGAAAGACGACGUCUUUGGAUUAUCUGAAAGUAUGGGCACUUUAGGACUAGUUACAGAUGUCAGGCGUGAUGUGAAUGCUAAAAUUGCCGACGACCAAGCUGCCUUGAUCAAUGGCAUGACGUUUCCAAGCUCUCCCCCAACACCUUCCACGCUCAGCAAAAUACCAUUAUCAGCCACUCCUAUCGUCUACCCCACCCCUCUCUCCCCUCCUCGCCGUUCUAUACCUCAAUCUCCUCGAGCUGCGCAACACAUACAGCGUCAACAAAGACCAGAUACUCCCCCCAGCAUCUCCCGUGCUCUUACAGGGGCAAACAAGCCGAAUGUAGACUCCUCUAAUCGAUAUCUCAGGUCAAUCUCUCCUUCACCUUCUCCAGCCUCUUCUCGUAUAUCCCCGCAGUCUCUCAACCAAUCUCAACUGCCUCGUGUACCUGUUGUAACGACCGAAUGGCUUAAGCGUAAACCUUCUACAGGUCGGCUACGUCACAAUGCUUCUUUGUCGGUAGACAACGUGCCUGUUCCGCCUUCUCACCCAAUGUCAAGUACCGUUACAUCACCUCGGCCUGUUCAAAAUGAAGAAAAGCCCAAAGCGUUAGAUGAGUCUCCUCAAAUUGAGCAGAGGACCACCUCUUCUAACCGUAACCGCAUUGUGUCCCAUUCGUCUUCGACCAAUUCUGACAUCGACGGAGUUUCAUCUUCCGACGGAGAGAUUGGGUUCUCAAGUCCUUAUCGUAUUCUUCAUGGAACAACGCCCUCAAAGUCCACAACGAGACCGUCUGGUAAUGGUCCUGACAGAGGCUAUGAAGUUAAGAUCACUUGCUUGGAUGAUCGGGCAGAUAAUGAAGAGAUGAAAUGGCAGGUCACUAUUCGCCAGCGGUCAUCCAAAAACUCUUUGCACCAUCCGACAAGUCCUCUCCAGUUGAGUACAGCCACAAGUUUAGCACAAGCACCGGCCACAGCCAGUUCAAUCAAUCUCAGUUUAUCAUUAGAUAAACCUACGGGUAAGCUGGUCUUUAUCAGUUUCCCCAUGGAUAUUCACGCCACUCCAACUACAAGGCGGCGGAGAGGUUCACACUCCCAGCCACCCACUUUGUCACAGACAUACACAACUUCACCCAAGAAUAUGUCUGCGCCUAACUAUCGACCUGUCACCCCUCCCCCGAUUCCUAGGACAAUGGGUGCUACCACGUCGAGACCGACGACACCAACGUCAUCUGUGCGUAAAAAGCCCCCUCCAGCUUGGUCACCACCAAUUGCGCCGGAGGAUGGAGCGGGUUCAGCUUGAGUAGAAGAAAGGAGUGGGAUGGAAUUGAGAACAGAUGUAGGACGGAGUUAAGAAAGGACAUUCACCAAAAUGAACAUGAAUGAACGGUAGACUCAUGCAGAAAUGCAUACAGUCAAUCAACGACAUUGA